Messenger RNA from Triticum turgidum subsp. durum (durum wheat), 1167 nucleotides. Lineage: Eukaryota; Viridiplantae; Streptophyta; Magnoliopsida; Poales; Poaceae. The record is from the annotation of a GenBank genome assembly.
AUGCCGCUCUUCCCACCCCCCUCCACGGCCACACUGCCCCACCUCCGCCUCCCGCUCCCGCUUCCCCUUCCCCAAAGCCUCCGCCUCCUUCACCGUGCCUCCCGCCAUCCGCGCCUCCCCCCCGCGGUGUCGGCCGCCUCUCUCCCCCUGCCGCCCCCCGAUGCGCUCCUCCCGAACCAGGCCACGGGCCUCGUCGCGGCUUCCCAGGCCAAUUUCAUGCGCGUCAUAGUCAGCUCCACCGCCCCGGGGCUCGAGCAACACCAAGGGACAGACCUUCUCUGCCUCGUCCGCGCGCUGCUCAAGAAGAUCCGCCGCCGCGUGCUCGUCGGGGACAGGGUGCUCGUCGGGGCCGUCGACUGGACCGACCGCCGCGGGAUGAUCGAGGACGUCUUUGAGCGCCGGAGCGAGGUGGUUGAUCCGCCGGUCGCCAACGUCGACCGUCUCGUUGUGCUCUUCUCGCUGGACCAGCCGCAGCCUGAGCCCGCCACGCUCACCAGGUUCCUCGUCGAGGCCGAGUCCACAGGGAUACCCUUCGUGCUUGCCUUCAACAAGGUCGAGCUCGUGGACGAUCAGAUCAUCUCCUACUGGAGGGACAGAUUGAAGAGCUGGGGCUAUGAUCCACUCUUUCUAAGUGUUGAUCAGAGAUCUGGAUUAUCAGCUCUUGAAGAGAUGCUGGAGGGACAGACAACUGUAGUUGUUGGUCCAAGCGGUGUUGGGAAGUCCAGUCUUAUUAAUGCCUUGAGAUGCAACCAAAACAUUUCAGAGGAAGAUCCAAUACAUCAACUUCUUGAACAGAUAAGAAAGAUGCUAGAAGAAAAUGAGUCCUCCGGGUGCUUAUUUAAUGACUGUGUUCACCUUGGUGAACAUGGCUGUGUUGUCAAAGGUGACUGGGAAAGAUAUCCAUACUAUCUGCAGUUGCUUGAUGAGAUCAAAAUUAGAGAAUCCUUCCAGUUACGAACAUUUGGAACUAAAAGAGAAGGUGAUGUCAGGUAUAAAACAGGUACCAUGGGUGUGAAGCAAGUGGAGCCUCGCCUUCAACUCAAAAAGCACAGGAGGGUGUCCAGGAAGAAGUUGAACCAAUCGAUUCUCGAUGAAAUGGAUUCUGACAUGGAUGACCUCGAUGAUGACUACCAGUUCGGUGUAAGCCGACGUACUAGCAAACGGUGA